Molecule: messenger RNA, 1775 nt
Organism: Lindgomyces ingoldianus
Lineage: Eukaryota; Fungi; Ascomycota; Dothideomycetes; Pleosporales; Lindgomycetaceae
Exons: 2
Coding region: 71-1591 (506 amino acids)
Biological process (GO): mitochondrion organization
Cellular component (GO): ERMES complex
Molecular function (GO): lipid binding
Source: RefSeq, a predicted model, not a curated record
UCUGCUUCUCAAUCCCCAAGUCCACCAUAACCAUGCGCAACUGAGCAUCCAAUUGACUCGCCGUUCCAUCAUGGGGCAGAACAACCCCCCCCUUCAGCCUCCCGCCCACCAAGGCUCCUCUCUCUCCUUCACACAGGGCUUCCUCCUUGGCCAAGUCUCCAUUGCCCUCUUAAUAAUCUUCUUCAUAAAAUUCUUCAUAUUCGGCGAGCCCCCAUCAGCCGAUGACCGCGCCCUGCACCUCUCCUCCCUCCGACGCGCCCGCACCCUCGCCCACCAGACCUCUCUCCACCAACGCACCGGGUCAAACUCGACCACCAAUCCGCUCCGCCACAAGCACUCGCGGAGUAUAAUACGGAAUCCUGUGAAUAGUAGUGGUCCUAGUAUCGCUACUAUUCUUGCGAAAACGUACUAUAAUGUGAAGGGCCACCAGCCGGAGAGUUUGGACUGGUUUAAUGUGCUGGUUGCCCAGACGAUUGCGCAGUUGCGUGCGGAUGCAAGACAAGAUGAUGCUGUUUUGACGUCCCUUACUGAGCUGCUGAAUACGGGGAGUAAACCGGAUUGGAUUGGGGAGAUACGGGUUACUGAGAUUGCAUUGGGAGACGAGUUCCCUAUUUUCAGCAACUGCAGAGUCAUGCCCGCAGAAGAUGGAUUUGGGGCUAGUGGAGCAAGUGGAGGCGGACUCGGUGUAGGAGGGGGAAGCGAAGAGGGGAGGCUACAGGCGAGAAUGGAUGUCGAUCUCAGCGAUGUGAUUACCUUAGGCGUAGAAACGACUUUGGUUCUCAACUACCCGAAACCGUUCGUAGCGGUAUUACCCGUUGCACUCGCUGUCAGCGUCGUAAGGUUCUCAGGUACACUCGCUGUAUCCUUCAUCCCCUCUUCAACGCCUCCUUCAACAUCAGCAAACACCCCCAGUCCAACGCCAAACUCAAAUCCAAGCUCACAACUCCAACCGCCGAACCACACAACCGCUCCCUCAUCGUCACUAAACCCCCGCCGCCACUCCACCUCCUCCGGAACAACCCCCUCCCGCCCCACAACUCUCGCCUUCACCUUCCUAGACGACUACCGUCUCGACCUCUCCGUCCGCUCGCUCGUAGGCUCCCGCUCACGGCUCCAAGACGUGCCUAAAAUCGCUCAACUCAUCGAAUCGCGCGUCCACGCUUGGUUCGACGAGCGCGUCGUAGAACCCCGCUUCCAACAGAUCAUUCUGCCGAGCCUCUGGCCACGGAAGCACAACACGCGAGGCGGAGAAAACGGUGAAGAAGUACCUGAAGAAGCCAUUGUUGACGACGACCACAAUCUCAUGGACACAGAAUCUUCAACAACCCCUGGCCAACGAAGUCGACCGGCUUCUUUCGUCCCUUCUUCACUGGAAGCUCGUAUGGAGGCCGAAGGCGCAAAACUCCGUGAAGCUGAGGUCAGGAGCGGGGACCGUGACCGUAGGGGCGAUCUUGCGGACGCUGGGAUGCGAUGGCGUGGUGAUCGCGAACAGCGAAAUAUGCAUUCGAGGGAGCAGAGUCGACAGACGAAUAGGUUUAGCGGGGAGUGGAGUGGACAGCGAGGAAUGCCUGGGGCAAUGCCGGGGGGGUGAAGAUAAAGCUCGAAGUGCAUUUGGAGUGGAGUUGUUUGUAUCUGUAUUAUAUUGUACGUUUAAAACUUGUAUUAGGUGGGCGUUUGAAAACAUUGCUAUCAGCAUAUCUAUCAGAGCGAAAGGUAGGCGCAUGGCACUAAAGGGACGGGCUUCUCAGUACCACACGCCAGCACUUCUAACAGUG